Messenger RNA from Dermacentor albipictus, 6576 nucleotides. RefSeq lists its product as uncharacterized. The record is from RefSeq and is a predicted model, not a curated record. NCBI's taxonomy places the organism in Eukaryota, Metazoa, Arthropoda, Arachnida, Ixodida, Ixodidae.
CAGGGUCCGAGAAGAGGAAGACGACGACCAGCGGUGCCACCUCGCGUCGGCUGCCGAUCAAGCGGCGUUGCGGCGGCCCGAGCAGCGCGUCCUCUUCUCGCCGAUUGGCUGCGCUGUCACGGCGAGCUAGCGGUAGGAAGACGGCCAUGAGGCGCUCCGGGUCUCGCACGCGGGCCGCGCAUUCCGGCGCGGAGCUGUCCGCCCGGCUGAGCUCCCCUAGGCCUUCCGCCUCGUCCCUGGGCGGCGGAAGCCGCACGCUCGUCGGCUUCAGCAGCAGCCGCAGCAGCCCCGGCGGCCCCGGCGGAAGCGUCCAGAAGCGCGUCUCGGCGCACUCGGGCCAGAACCUGGCGCCCUCGGGGUCCGCUUCGCACCGGAGCGCCGCCGGCCAUGGGAAAACCCUGAGCGCUACCGAGCAGGCUCAUCUGCGGAUGCUGUCGUCACGAAGCGAAUCCGUCAUCCAUGACAUGGCGCACUCGUCUGAGAGUAGAAUAGCUUCACAACAGAUGUCCGGGCAUGUCUUGGACACCCCCAUGUCCAUACAAAUAACACCCGUCAGCAGCGGAAUAGGGUCGAUGUUCGAAUCGCGCGCCUCUCGCGAUCAUAGGCUCCGGGACAGGGCCCGAAGCGCAGAGGGCAGCGGAACCUUCCUUGAGCCGCAGCGGGAUGACAGCUCCUUCAGAAGGACGCACCGCCAGAGCGGUUCGCAGACACGGCUGGCCCGCAGGUCCCUCUCGCGGUCUCCCAGCAGCCGCGAGGACAACGGACCACUGCAGGAGCUCGUCGAAGUCGAGACCGAUGGCGCGUUGUCGAGAGAAAGGACAGUUAGCUCACCCGCGAGGUCGGUUAGCUUCCAUGGCUCGAGCGAAGCGAAGCGCGAAGCGACACCGAAGUCUUCCUCUUCGAUCGCAGCGAAUUCUAUGUCCACAAGAAGCCUGCCAAAUGAUGCACAGAGUUCCAGCAGCUCGAGACUGGUGCACAGUGCUCGCGCAGCAACUUCAACGGAGAGAACUUCAAGCACCCUCGGAACUACAGGUAACAGGGGAGCACUGACGUCGCCGUUCAAAACCGUCUUUGAAUCCUCGAAACGGCUCGAAUCUCUGCUGGAUAAAAACAGAACUUCGCCCACCAGUCUGGGCGUGACGUCAGUGACCGACAGUGGGUUUCAAAGACAAACGCACGACGUGCUUGCUACACCACUGAGGCUGUCCUUGUCGGGUUCUGCUACAAAGACGGCAACUGAAAGCACAAAGGUUCGAAGUCAGCAGCAGACUAGCACCACGGCCAUUCGAGACACAGCACCCACAGGCGUAGGUCUACUUGAAAGUACGAACGGUACCCAGGCUACAAAGGCAGAAGAACGCGAAAAACCGCAAGUUGUUAUCACAACGGAGAGAACUGCGACUCAGGGCCCAGGAUGGUCUCAUUCAAGAGUCAAUCAAGAGUCAAUACACCAAACUGGCUUUCCGUCGAACACGAUAACUUCUACAUCAACAGAAACCGAUACAACGGGCAAAACAUUAAGUGAUUCCACAAACGAAGGCGGUUUUCAGAACAAGCUUCUAGACAGGCCAGCAUUUAGUGUUUUAGGUUCAAGUGAAAAGUCUAGCUUUUUUACAAGUUCUGCUCCGAAGAAAACAUCUUCAAACACCGUGACACAAGAGUCCAUACGCCAGAGUACUUCUUUUUUAGACAAGACCGCUGGCACGAUGGCACCCACAGGUAUCGAAGGCACGACAUUAUCUACAUCCACAAACCCGGCUGAACUUGGUCAGGACGUUUUUGACAAAUCAACAGCACCAGCCGUGCAUGACUUCCGCGACAGGCCUAGUACAUUGGCUUCUGGUACCUUAGAAAGAAGAAUGUCUUCCAAGUCUGUUGUCCAAGAGUCCGUGAAAAAUCCGGAAUUAUAUUCUGCGAAAGCCGCCACAGUCACCUCUAAAGGGUCGAACGAGAGCGAUAACCUCUUCACGAGUUCUUUACCAAAGGCGUCUUCAAAGUUGGUGGUACAAGAGUCUGUACAUCGCACUAUUUCUUCUCAAAAACCGCCGGGCAUCUCGACGAAUGAUGUAAAGAUCAUGGAGUCGACUGCUGCUUCAGGAAACGAGAAUGCACUUCAGCAGACCACCCUUGACGAGACCACGCAGUCAACGUUGCUAGACCGACAUUUGAGCGGAGCGACUCUUGUAACCUCAGCUCCAGAAAGAACAUCUUCGAAGCCGGUCAUUCACGAAUCAAUGCGUCGAACAAUUUCUUCUACUAAGCCACCUGACGUACAGGUUUCUGCGGACACAAAAGAUGAAACAUUCAGCUCAUCUGCUGUUCAAGACCUGGUUCAGCAGAAACCUGCAGAAACAGAUUCAAACAAUUAUUCGCUCUCCGCAGGAGCUCAGCUGAUUAAGACGAAAAAAAUAAGUACGCGACAUAAGACCAACGAACCUGUUCAGCACUCAUUCUUUGAACGAAUCGAAGGAUCUAACUAUCAGGCAAUUGGCAGCACCCUGCAACGCGGCCAGCUUGUGUCAUCCGGGGGUAAAUACGAUUUCAAGGAGUUUCAAGUCACGGCAAGCAGCGAACCCACACAAGCUACUGUCGAAAUUGCUCGCGAAUGUGAAUCGCUUCCUGAUAAAGCCCCUCAAGACUUGAGUACGGAAUAUGUCAGCGCACACAAAGAGAAGCAAGUGGAAGAUAAAGCCGAAAGUACAACAGCUGUAGCGCUAACACCGCUUCCAGAGCUUUCACUGAUUGGGUCGACCCCUAAGGCAUCGUCUGAAGAAAUUCGUUCAAGCGAGACUGAGCGACCUGUUUGCAAAGUCACCGAUCGAGAUGACGCGUUACAAUGGCCCGCCCAUCUUGACACUACAGUGCGUCAUAGCACUAGGCUGGGAGAAGCUGCCGCCCUUUUCGAUGCUCCUUCAGACGUCGUGCACACUGGGCACAGCGAAAUCAAAGUACAGUUUUCUGAGAACAAAGAGAUGACCGAGCAGGUAAGACAGGCCGAGAAGCAGGAGGGUGGUUACGAAGAAGUUUCUGGAAGGAAAAUUUACGACACAGCUAUGCAAGAAGGCACCGCUCCCGCGCCAGUAAGCGAGGCGCUUAUAAAGCCCCAAAUGGCUCCUAUUGCGUACGGCACUGAACAAGAAGAGCGGGUCAGUCAACCGACAAAUGAUAACCCCCGCGUAGAUAGCAGCCUCCUACAGUACACCCCUGACGACUACAUCCUGACUGAGUUAGUUCGUGAAGUGGAAAAGAAGAUCGAAGCUAGCUCUCGUUACCACGUCGAACCUCUCCCUGAUGACGUGCUCACGAUACGAUCAUCCAAAGGAAUCGAGUCUCUUGGCCGGCUAAUGUACGAGACAUAUGAAGAGGAGCUCCUCAUGCGACGCAGUGAGGACGAUCUGUCUCAAGAACAGGAAAGGUCAACAGCAGAAGCACUUGAACAACCUGCGACCGCAGUGCAACAAGCUGUCAUGGGCCUUGACCAGGAGGGAUAUGCGGGGGUCCUUGAAGAAUAUUACGAAUGUAUUGAGAAAAGACAACCAGAACCAGAGCCAGAAGAGCCAACCGAAACAGGCGCACAGCCUUCUGUAGAUAUUGGUGAAGAAGUCAAGGCUAAAGUUGAAGAGCACAAAUCCGCUGUUACCACAAAGGCGCAAGAAAAACACCGUUUUCUCGCGGAAGAACACGACCAAUGGGAAGGCAAAGAUGCUGAAAGCAAUGAGGUGGAUGGCAAGGAAGUUUUCUCCGGAAAAUCAUUUGAUGCUAUUCGAGAAGAAAGACGUCGACAGUUCGAGCAGCGUCGGAAUGACAUGCCUGUUUCAAUAGAAAGAGAAGGGAGAACAGUAUCAGUGCAGGACAAGGGAACGCUUGAAAUAGCCCAGAGGACCACUUUGACGACGGAUCAAGGCAAAACUAAACAGCUUCAAGACAAAGUUUUUGUGAAGAAACAUCAAGGUGAACGGACGUCUGAAAAUGCGGUGAGGCGCUUCAUAGCGGCAGCCAUCGAAGAAGCGGCGAAGCGCGAUGAAGCUACCAAAUCCGUUAGGCGAUUUAGAGAGUACCCCUGCUCGGAAGAGGCGUCUGCGAGGAUACGUUCGGGGUCACCAUACACUUCUGCAACUGGCUUAGCUUCCCGCAAAGAAGAGGAACGCCAUCUUGCCGACAUAAAGGUACAGCAAGAGAAAGCCAUGCCACAGGUUGUGGGUUGCAGGUCCAUUGCAGAGUUAAUUGAACAAAUCAUUCAGCAGCACGUCAGUGGAACCGACAUCCACAAACAAGGCAUCGUGCAUCAGAAACAGGUGCAGGCACAGGACUUCACAAGCGCGCAAGCUCCAGGUUUCCCGCCCAACAUGGGACAACAGGAAGUACCUGUCUUUUACCAGACGGGGACGGUUAGCCAAAAGCCAGGUGAUCAGUACAUCAACAACUAUCGCUGCUCUUUGCAAGGCGCUCCACGGAAGAGCGACACCCAGUUGGAGAGCACUUCCCAUACGGACCGCCGGUUCUCGUUCUCAGCGUUGGGCGGCCGCGGCACCAAAUGUGUAAUUCGAAAACUUGAACCUGGAGCUUUAACUUACCUAGUCGAAGUAGCGUCCGCAGAUAAAAACCAAGAAACUCAAACCGAUAUGGUCAUGGCCGAAGAGCAAAUGCUGGUCAGCGAAAUUUUUGACCAUAUAACAACACCUAAAUUGCGUGUGUCUUCCUCAGGCACUAGGCUCAAGGAACUGGCACCAAUCACUGUUUCACCUGCUGAGAGCUUAACUGCCAUAAGGAACGCCUAUGCAGAGGCCGUUGCUUGGCGUGUAUUGCGCAAGCAAUCGCCUCAGGGCACCGAGGGUGUCCUUUCCGACGCGCAGAAGGUGGAAUUUUACGGCAAUAGACAGGGUAUGAACGUUGAAAAGACUGCCUCGUCGACGUCGUUGCAGAGCGCACCUUCUGUGGAAGACUAUUUCGUACAAAGAAUGCUCGAUUUAGGCAUAAUAAGAAACCAGGCGGAACUACGGGGCAAAAAGCCACUCAAUCUCGAGAAUAGAGUCGUCUCGCGGACGUUGUCAACGGGCACAUUCUCCAAGGCGGGCGCGUCGUCUGAAGCGAUUGCUGCGCCACCUCCGACACCAUCACGUAACCUGGAGCACGGAGAGAAUGUCGAAGGAGGAGCGGAGUAUUGCUCAGGCGCGGCCCAGGACUCGACAGCACAGGCCCCUGAAAAAGAAGAGGCUCCGCGGGACGCUGUGUUCGAAGAGGCGAGGAACGUGACUGCCGCAGCGUCGAAUUUUGUCGGAAAUGUGAAGCAGGCGAUGGCAGCAACUUCGGCAGAAAGCUACGAAGAGAAACGUUCGUCGACUGUCGCGUCGAGCGAGAGGUCUACUCGGGAAUCUCGGAGGACAGCCACAACGAAAGCGACUACGACGUCAGAAGAGCAGCGCUUUGCGGCGGAGCAGCCCUCCGCAGCCAGCUUGAAAAGCACCGUUAGCAUCGGUUCGGAGGAGUGCACAUUGUGUAGGAACCGCAUUUCUCCGGAAAAAUCGUUCGAGUCAUUCAUCUGCUUUGGCCUUCACUAUCUGCCUAACUACUUUGCGAGCGUUCCUUCUGAAGUGAGGGACACUGUCAAGCUGAGAAUUGCCACCGACGACGACGUGAGAGAGAUCAUGUAUCUGCCUUGGAGAGAACCGGAAUCCACGUACACACUGCACGCCGCAAUAGUCACGAGGCACCUGCUUUGCCCAAGUAGCUUCUUCGUCGCCGUCGACACCUCACGAGGGCUCAUCUGCGGAGCCGCGAGUGCGCUCGUGUUCGACGAAGAGGUCGCCUUCUGCGGCUUCUGCCAGAUCCGCGAGAACUACGCGUUCGAGCACGUGGGCGUCCUGCUGUGGAACGAGCUGCUGCACGUCACCAGCGGCAAGAACCUGUUCACCCUGCUGCCCGAGCCCGCGUGCCGGGAGCUGCGCGAGGUCUACCCGUUCCCGUCGAACCCCGCGACGGGCAUCCUCUUCGGCGCGAGCCGGUUCUCGCGGGCCGCGUUCGCGCGCACCGUGCUGGUGCUCGAGUACAAGGACAAGUACUUCGACGCUCUCGCCUCGUACGACAAGCACGUGUUCGGCUUCAACCGCAAGCGCUACUUGGCCUCGACCGUGCACGAGGUCGGGCUCGACAUCCGCGUGGCGACGCGCAACGAGCGCAACAUUUGCGGCUACGGCGGCAUGCAGCGGGACAGCGCCGGUCGCCUGGUGCUGCGCUGGCUGUUCGCCGACGACGCCGAGACGGCCGAGUCGCUGCUGUCCAGCCUGCUGGCCUCGUGCAGCCACGAGGACGAGGUGGAGGUGGUGGCCGCGUUCUUCCUGCGCUCGGCUGCCACGCGGCCGAUCCUCGACAAGCUCAGCGCCCGCCAACUCGAGCCGUGGCGCCUCGUGUACACCAAGAGGGAGCCCCUGCACAGCUACGGCAGGGUCGUCUGCCUCACCACCGUCUAGCUGCACGUCGUCGCGGCGGCCUCGACGAGCAGUUGUGGCGGGCGCAAAAUUUUAAAUAUUCGCCUCCCUUUCUUUUUUGUUUGCUGCGUAUAUAUUUGUCAAAACGUAA